Molecule: messenger RNA, 3587 nt
Organism: Hipposideros armiger (great roundleaf bat)
Lineage: Eukaryota; Metazoa; Chordata; Mammalia; Chiroptera; Hipposideridae
Gene: TRA2B
Product: transformer 2 beta homolog
Exons: 9
Coding region: 274-1140 (288 amino acids)
Molecular function (GO): RNA binding
Source: RefSeq, a predicted model, not a curated record
GACGCGCCACUGCUGGAAAGGGAAAGCCGAGUGCUGAGGGGCGGAGCCUAGAAAGCGCGCGUUCUGGGAGGGGGCGGAGCCGGCUUAAGGGUGCCACGUCACGUCCGGGAGCUUUAGAGCCCGUGCUGAGGCGGUGUGGAGCGGUUCGGUUACCAGCGGAUUGGAAACUUGGUGUGUUCUGGGAGGCUGCGGCGGACCCUCUAUAAAGAAAGCAAGAGGUUGGCAGCUUCGAUUGAAGCACAUCGAGCUGAGCAGCGGCAGUAGCUACAAGUCAUGAGCGACAGCGGCGAACAGAACUACGGCGAGCGGGAAUCCCGUUCUGCUUCCAGAAGUGGAAGUGCUCAUGGAUCUGGGAAAUCUGCAAGGCAUACCCCUGCAAGGUCUCGCUCCAAGGAAGAUUCCAGGCGCUCCAGAUCAAAGUCCAGGUCCAGAUCUGAAUCUAGGUCUAGAUCCAGAAGAAGUUCUCGAAGGCAUUACACAAGGUCAAGAUCUCGGUCUCGCUCCCAUAGACGAUCCCGUAGCAGGUCUUACAGCAGAGAUUAUCGAAGACGUCAUAGCCACAGUCAUUCUCCCAUGUCUACUCGCAGGCGUCAUGUUGGGAACCGGGCAAAUCCUGAUCCAAACUGUUGUCUUGGAGUAUUUGGAUUGAGCUUGUACACUACAGAAAGAGAUCUAAGAGAAGUGUUCUCUAAAUAUGGUCCUAUUGCUGAUGUGUCUAUUGUAUAUGACCAGCAGUCUAGACGUUCAAGAGGAUUUGCCUUUGUAUAUUUUGAAAAUGUAGAUGAUGCCAAGGAAGCAAAAGAGCGUGCCAAUGGAAUGGAGCUUGAUGGACGUAGAAUCAGAGUUGAUUUCUCUAUAACCAAAAGACCACAUACCCCAACACCAGGAAUUUACAUGGGGAGACCUACCUAUGGCAGCUCACGCCGUCGUGAUUACUAUGACAGAGGAUACGAUCGAGGCUAUGAUGAUCGGGACUACUAUAGCAGAUCAUACAGAGGAGGAGGUGGAGGAGGAGGAGGAUGGAGAGCUGCUCAAGACAGGGAUCAGAUUUACAGAAGGCGGUCACCUUCUCCUUACUAUAGUCGUGGAGGAUACAGAUCACGUUCCAGAUCUCGAUCAUACUCACCUCGUCGCUAUUAAAGCAUGAAGUUGACUUUCUGAAACCUGCCCUAGAGUUGGGAUAUUGUUUGUGGACAAUAUUUUUUAUUGUCUCCUGUUUAAAAAGUGAACAGUGCCUAGUGAAGUUAGGUGACUUUUACACCUUUUAUGAUGACUACUUUUGGUGGAGUUGAAAUGCUGUUCUCAUUCUGCAUUUGUGUAGUUCGGUGCUUUGUUCAAAGUUAAGUGUUUUCAGAAAAGUAUGUUUUGCAUGUAUUUUUUUACAGUCUAAAUUUUGACUGCUGAGAAGUUUCUAUUGUACAAAACUUCAUUUAAAAGGUUUUUCUACUGAAUCCAGGGUAUUCUGAAGAUCGAAGCCUGUGUGUAAAAUGCUACCAAAUGGCAAAAAGCAACAAUAAAGUUUGAUUUUUACUUUCUUUCUAACAUCAGUGGUUAGCAGAACUAUUCAGAUUAGGUUGUUAGUAGUAAAUUUCAAAACAAAAAUGCCCGUUUUCCUCCAGUCCAUGAAACAUACCAUACUUAAUAUACUUGCAAUUACGUGUUAAAAAAUUAUGCUCUGUAACUCAGUACUGCUAGUAUUAGAACUAAAGAUCUUUCAAUACAGCAAAUGCUUAAUGCUUAUAUAAUUGUGGAUUUUUCAGCCUUUAUGUAAUCUGUAUUAUAGCAGGGAGUAAGAAAAGAGUUAACACAAUGUAAGCCUUAAAAAGGCUAUACCUUAAAGCUGUUAUAAGGGGAUAAUGGUAUUUCAACUGAUUAUCAGCAAAUGACAUUACAUUCCACCAUAAAUGUACUCUCAUUCUAGCUUUUAGACUAUGAAAAAACUGGGUGCUUCAGAGUUUGGGGAAAAAGAAGGGAACACUACUGUGUUGUGGGUGAACUGAAGACUGCCUGUUCAUUUUUUAAAUAUUAUUUUCAGGUCCUUUGCUUACCAGAGGAGGCCCAAUUUCGCUCAAAUGUUUUGAGAACUGUGUUAAAUAAACGCAAAUGAAAAGAGUAAAAGGCUGGUACAACUCAGUUUACAAAGAAGGUUUUGUUUAUUUUAACCUUACUUUAUAAUUAAGAGUUAUUUUAUAGUUUUUAGUCCCUUGUGCAGUACCCUUUGGACUGAGUAUAUUCUUUGUGCUGGUUUAAAAAACAUAUAUUCCUGGAGUUAGUAACUACUAGGUAUUAUAGUGAUCAUCUCCAUUUGGGGAUGACAUUGUAUUAAAUAACUCCACUCUUCACACUUGCCCUAAUGGUGCCUGAGAUGCAUGUUCUCAGUAUUGUUUCCUCUGAAUUUCAGUUAUUUUUCAUGGCCAAUUCUAGGGAAAUUGCUACGGGCAGGUGAUUUAAUUUUGUUGGCCUACUGGCCUUUAUAGUGCAGACAUAUCUCAGAUAUUGCAUGUUUGGUUCCAGACUAUCACAGUCAACUGAGUCACAUAAAUUUUUAUUUCCCACUGCAUUAUAAGUUAUGUUUAUACUAUAUAGUCUAUUACAAAGUUAUGCAAUAGCAUUUUCUUUAAAAAUUAUAUAACCUUAAUUUUAAAAUACUUUAUUGCUUAACAGAAGUCUAACCAUCUGAGCCUUCAAGUCCUUAUCUUUUUGCUGGUGGUGGGUCUUGUCAAUAGUGGUGAAUACACGGUAUCUGCAAAAACACAAAACAAGGUUUGUCUGUACUUAGAUAUUUAGUAAGCACUUCACAAAUACUCAUUUAAGUCUGUAGCAAUCAUAAUGUAGUUAUUUACCUUAAACAGUAGCUACUAAAGGAGCAAUGCCAAGAUCAGAACCUGGGCGGUCUCAGUCCACAGUUAGUACUCUGAAUUAUGAUACCAUUCUCCCUCUAAUCUGGGUAACUGGAUGAUCGAAAAUAUUGGUAAUGUAGCAUAGACAGCGUUUGCAAGGUCUUGUCAAAUUUACUGGAUGUAGUGUCUCAUGUAUGCCUCAUAUUUUGGGGAGCUGUUAUAUAUACAUAAAAUUCUAUACCUGCAUGUUUGUGUUUCCAGUAAGCAUCUGGAACUACAUUCCUGUUUUUCAAAUAUAUUCUCAAACAGUUUUGGAAUAAGAAUUGGUCCCUCAACAUGGUUAUACAAGUUGAGUUUUACAAUGUGGUCCAAAAGGAGUUGGAUUAUAAGAGAUAGAUUAAAGGUUGAGAAGCCUAGUUUUUUAGUGAUGGAGUGUAUAUGAAGGAACCAUGGUACUGCUUACAUGUGUCUUGCUUACAGAAAGGGUCAGCCAGCACCACUGUAGUGGGGAUGGGAGCAGUGAUAUCUGUCAUAGGUCUCACUGACUGAGCUGCCCUAUGCCCUAGCCAAAGACCCGCCUCUUCGUGCAUUAAAGAUUUCCCAGCCCUCUAAUUAGCCCAGGAUAUAAGCACAACUUUGGAAAAAAAACAACCAGGCCUAAUUAAUGCGUCACAGAAGAUGUUGGCUUCCAACUAACCUAAUGCAUGUAAGUCACCAUUAGCUUGUCAAUAAAAAGUUUAUUUUAAA